Molecule: messenger RNA, 2402 nt
Organism: Centruroides sculpturatus (bark scorpion)
Lineage: Eukaryota; Metazoa; Arthropoda; Arachnida; Scorpiones; Buthidae
Product: RE1-silencing transcription factor-like
Exons: 2
Coding region: 267-2402 (711 amino acids)
Biological process (GO): regulation of transcription by RNA polymerase II
Molecular function (GO): DNA-binding transcription factor activity; RNA polymerase II cis-regulatory region sequence-specific DNA binding
Source: RefSeq, a predicted model, not a curated record
GGCCGAAAUCGAUUCAGUAAAAUAAAUUAUGUAAAUUAAUGAUACGUCAAUCCUUUGCCAAAUUCUUAUAACAUUGGUUGUUCUAUGAAACCAAAAUAAAAUAAAAUUUAUUGAUUAUUCGCAAAGAGUUCAAAAUUCUAUUCAUUUAUCACAAACACAACUAGAGUAUAUUUAUGGUAAUUAAGCAGCAACUGAACCGACGCUUGAGAAGGAGAUAUGUGGAAAUUAGAACCUUGUUAAUUUUCUAAAAAAAAAACUUGCCAAAAAUGGAAUAUACUUGUUCAGAUUGCGGAAUGACAUUUUCUGAAAAAAGUGCAUAUCUUGAUCAUCAGACGACUCAUGCAGAAAAGACAUUCAAGUGUGAUAGGUGCUUACUAGUAUUUCAAGAUUCAAAACAUUUAGAUAUACAUAAGAAAAUCCACUCAGAAGUGAGCUGGCAUAUGUGUGAAAUAUGCAAUUGUGGAUUCACUGGAAGAAAAGCUUUCGAACAGCAUCAAAACACGCAUACAGAAAAACAACAAUAUACAUGUAUAACUUGCGAGCAGAUAUUUAAAAAUGAUGGAGAUUUACAAAUCCAUGUAAAAAGUGUACACAAAUCUAAAAGGUCUAAUUAUAUUUGUGAAAUAUGUAAUAAAGAGUUUGAUGACAUAACGACGUAUGAGAUUCAUUGUACACUUCAUCAAACCUCGAAGAAUCUAAUGUGGAAAGCAAGACGUUCUCCAUACAAAGUUUUGGAGGUACAACAAGUGCAAGCAAAUUCACCUAAAAUUGAAAUCUUGGAGGUACCACAGACGCAAGCAGAAACUUCCUCACUUAAAGCCAUGCUGGUAUCACAGAGGAAAGGAAGACGUUCCUUACCUAGAACCUUGCAGGUACCACAGAAAAAAGCAAAACCUUCCUCAUUUCAAGCUUUGUGGGAACCACUGACACCCAUGCCAAUUAGUGAAUUCGAAAAACUAUUUACAGAGAGUAAACGACAAGAGCCUGAUUCAACUGAAGCCAUCUGGAAACUAUUGGGCCAAGCAGAACAUUUCUCACAGCAAACCCUGCAGGAACAAUUAGUGCAAGCACGUCCUAUCUCAACACAAACUUUGCAGGAACUUCAAAUGCAAACAGGACCUUUUCCUCCAUUUUCGACUUUCAAGCAUUCUUCCUCAACACAAACCUUGCAGGAAUUACAAAUGCAUUCAUUCGCUUCAACUUUAGAAGAACUAAAGCAGUUAGAAGGAACUUCGUCUUCUCCGAUCCUGCAAGAACUACAAAAACAACCAAAACCUACCACAACUCCAAACAUGAAGACAAUACGAGAGCUUGCACAAAGUUUGCCAUCUCCAAUCUUGGACAAACCCAAAGUACAAGCAAUACCGUUGUCAAUUUUAAACCAGCAGGAACCAUUAAUGCAAGCAGGCCCUUCUUCAACACAAAACUUGCACAAACCACCAAUGCAACCAGAACCUUUAUCAACCCCAACCCUUGAGGAACUAAGGGUGUUAGAAGGAUCUUCAUCAUAUCCAAUCCUGGAAGACGUAGACAGGCUUGUAGAAGCUUUUUCAGUUCCAAAGUUGCAAGAACCACAAGUACAAGCAAUACCGUUGUCAAUUUCAAACCAGCAUAAACCACUAACGCAAGAAGGUCCUUCCUCAACAAAAACCUCACAGAAUUUUCAAAUGCAAACAGGACCUUUGCCCCCAUUUUCUACUUUCAAGCAUUUAUUUUCUACACAAACCAUGCUGGAACCACAAAUGAAAACAGGACCUUCGUUACUUCCAACCGUGGAAGAAUUAAGGCUGUUAGAAGGCAUUUCGUUGUCUCCGAUCCAGCAGGAACGUCAAAAACGACCAGAACCUACCACAACUCCAGACGUGAAGACAGUACGGNAAAUUGAAAUCUUGGAGGUACCACAGACGCAAGCAGAAACUUCCUCACUUAAAGCCAUGCUGGUAUCACAGAGGAAAGGAAGACGUUCCUUACCUAGAACCUUGCAGGUACCACAGAAAAAAGCAAAACCUUCCUCAUUUCAAGCUUUGUGGGAACCACUGACACCCAUGCCAAUUAGUGAAUUCGAAAAACUAUUUACAGAGAGUAAACGACAAGAGCCUGAUUCAACUGAAGCCAUCUGGAAACUAUUGGGCCAAGCAGAACAUUUCUCACAGCAAACCCUGCAGGAACAAUUAGUGCAAGCACGUCCUAUCUCAACACAAACUUUGCAGGAACUUCAAAUGCAAACAGGACCUUUUCCUCCAUUUUCGACUUUCAAGCAUUCUUCCUCAACACAAACCUUGCAGGAAUUACAAAUGCAUUCAUUCGCUUCAACUUUAGAAGAACUAAAGCAGUUAGAAGGAACUUCGUCUUCUCCGAUCCUGCAAAAGGAUCUUCAUCAUAUCCAAUCCUGGAAGACGUAG